AUGGACGAGCUGGCAGGUGAACCCCUGAGACUUCUGUGCAGUCUCCCAGGCAUCGAAGCCAAUGUCAUCAGCUUGAUCCAGCAAUUGUCGUCGUAUGUUAGUGAGUCUAGAGAUAGAGAGGAGCGCGUGAAACGGCGUGUGGAUGAGCUAUGUGCACACGUUUCGGAGUUACGAGGCGAACUGAGCUCCUUGAGGCAGUCCGCCAUUGCCCAUGUCGACCAACAGCAACAAAAAGGCGAGGAGGUCAAGGAGAGUGCAGCUAGUAGUACGAAUAGUACCCGUACGCUAACUGGAAAGUCUAAGCCGCGCGCAACUAGUGAAAAAAAGUCAAAGCAGCAGGCAGAACACGUGGGAACGCACACUGAACCCCGUACCCAUAGCGCUGCCACACCCUGGCACGCAGGCAAGACGGUGCCCUCAGUGGACACGGAAACGGAGUACAAUGUCAUGUACUCUGACGCAGAGGGUACUGAACUCCUGCCAGUCAAGAACUCCAAACCUGUGUUCAGCACCAUCACGGACGACUCUUGGAAGUUGGUCUCUGCAGGACCACCCAAGACCAAGCGCUCUGUUGCCUAUGUGGGCAACAUCUCCCCAGAUUGCACAGAGGACCGCCUGAAACAGUUCAUCAUGGACAGAAGCGAACAGGCAAUGUCAGGCUGUUCCAUUCCCGUGCAUACCUGCAGUGUACAUGUAGGAGAGAGUGGACGAGUAUCAGCCAGAGUCACUGUAGAUGCCACCUCCAUGCCUAUUGUGACUGCCCCCAACUUCUGGCCUAGGCCUUUGUACUGCCGACCGUGGCGCUUCUCCAAAAACUCUGGUGGAAACCGCAGCAGCAACAGCGAAAACAGCAGCAGCAGCAGCAACGACAACAGCAGCAGCAGCAACAGCAGCAGCAGUAGCAGCGACAACAGCAGCAACAGCAGCAGCAGCGACAACAGCAGCAGCAACAGCAGCAGCACCGCAGAAUCUUCCGCGCCACAGGCAAACACCACUGGCAACGCAAGCAGUGCAGACGAAAGGGACAGUGAGGAUGGAAGCUCUGCCGAUGCAGGUACCUCGAGUCGAACUCCAGGGAUGAAGGCUCGCUCCCACCAGCGAGAUUCACCACCUGCAGACCAAGAAGCCAAGUACUCUGUCGCAGUUGGCAAUGCGUUUGCACCCCUAAGCCGGUAA
Messenger RNA from Sycon ciliatum, 1176 nucleotides. Its product is annotated as secreted 45 kDa protein-like. Bases 1 to 1176 code for a protein of 391 amino acids. Lineage: Eukaryota; Metazoa; Porifera; Calcarea; Leucosolenida; Sycettidae. The transcript has a single exon. The record is from RefSeq and is a predicted model, not a curated record.